AUGGCUCCGUGGCCUGGGGGAGGAGGAGGAGGAGGAGGAGGCGGUGGCGGCUCGCACCGCCCGGCGGAACCCACAUUACCCGCACCCGCACCCGCGCCGGGCUUUGGCCGAGACCAGCACUUGACGCCUCGCCACGGGCGUGACAGGCCCACCGUCGGGCGAUACAGAAGCGCCUCCCGGGUUUCGGAAAUCGAUGCGUGGGAUAACAUGCAAAACCACCAGCUCCAAAACGAUUCUAGCUCGGAUGAGGAUCUCCACCCCCGGCCCCGCCAUACCCGCUCCGUGAGCCAUCCGUUUCCCUCGCUGUUUUCGGGCAGGAAGAAGAAGCGAUCCGCUACCAUGGCCGGCGCCGAAGAGUCUGGGUCUGAUUCUACUGGUGAGGGACUCGGUAUCAAGGGGAAUCAGCCUCCGGUGCGUGGGCAUCGGAAUGGUUCUUCGGCGGGGAGCAGGGACUUCACGACGGGGCGUUGUAUGACGUGCGGGUCGCUGGUGCGCUGGCCGAAGGAGCUGCAGAUGUUCAGGUGUACGAUUUGCCUGACUAUCAACGAUGUAUCACCUGUGGACCGUGAUGUCAGGAGGGAGGACCCCCAGGAGGUGGCAGUGACGUUCGAGGAGCAGCCUGCACCGAGAGACAAAACAAUAUCUCUCGGGUAUACCAAGGUUUUAGUCGACCAGUGCCUUCGUGCAUUUCUGACUUCGGCUUUGAAGAAGCAGACUGGUGGCGCUGCCCCUGGUAGGGAGUCUCCCGUCAAGCCGUCAUUUCUUACACCCGAUUAUGCCAGGGUGCCCACGCCAUCCACCGCCGCCCCUCCGUCCCUGCGGCCCAAGACUUCUCUGAACUUUGAGCCACGUUUAGGCCCUGGUCCACCCAGAAGCCCAGCUCUGCACCGCCGUGCCCCCAGCUGGGCUGGCACUACUACAUCAAGAAUGUAUUCCACGUCCCCAGAAAAACGGUCUCCCCUCCACAACCCCAUGCCACCGGGACCUGGGGUCCGCCCGCGCCAUCCGCCCCCAAGUCCGGGGGAGGAGACUAGGAGGGUAUUCAAGUCGCUCGAAGACUAUAUUGUCCAGUGCUUCACUACGUUUCAGUGUCUAAACACAUCUUUCUUAAUUCCUCGAGUCCAGCCCCAUAGCAGUCACGGGGCCGAGAGUAGACCCCGUCGUCCUUCCGAGCACACCGGCGCUCGUCGAGAAAGUCGGAGCACCAGCUACCCCGUCCCCGACCUGGACCCCAAGCUCUUGCUCGUGGGCGAUUUUGCCGAGAACGGUACAUGGUGGAUCGGACACGAAGAAGCACCGGUGAGAACACCGUCCGGCAGGAGCCAGAGUGGCCCCUCGAUCGUCAGCCCGAGGAAUCCGUACAUGGACUGGGCGGCGCUUGAGGAGUGGUACAGGACGGCCAUCGAGCCGGCACGGGCUUGGUCAGCUGUCUAUGAGAGUUUGGUGGCCGAAGACCCAGCUCUUGCCGUACCUCCUGCUGCGCUGCAGGACAUCGAGAAACAACUUCUCGCCGGACAAGAACAUGUCCAUAGGGCGCUUCUGAAAGCCUCCGAGUCCAUUCUCAAACGCCCCGGGCGGCCCCUCACCGUGCCCCGGGAUCUCAGGUUCCUGCUCAUCAUCACAGCGAACCCCCUUCUACACGCCUCCUACAAACCGUAUGCUGGUGUAUAUCAACCAACGAGCCCCUUGCCAACACCAAGCAGCGUUUCCCCUCGAGGUUCUGGGCCCGCGUCAGGCCGGCAUUCCGUCAUCAUCAAACGUAUUAUGGGGCUCAUGUCCAACACACCCGCCGAGUGCCACAACCAUCUCGUGGCCUGGUUCGCCAGGUAUUCCGAGCCGUUGUUCGUGCAGACAAAGGAUUUGGUUUCCGGCUUCCUCGCCUACCGUUUGAUCCGGCAGAACGAGAAGAGACACGAGAGCCAGGUUGACUACAUGGGCGGUCUCAUCCCCAACAUGGGGCCCAGCCAUUCCCCGGCCGCGCUCCACGCCGCGCUGGGACACUCGCAGCGAGCCAAGAAGCAACAGGAGAAGAAGAAGCAGGUCGUCUACCAGGAAGACUGGCAGAUCAAAGCCACCGCGCAGGUCCUCGGCUUCCUGUUCGCCGCCAACAACAUGGGCCACGCCCACCGCGGGCUGGCCAACCGGCCCGACAGCCCCGGCAACAGGCACCGCGAGAUUGUCCACGCGCCGGGCCAGAUACUCGCUACGAGUGAUUUCUACAUGACGCUGCUCGACGACGCGGACCUGGUGGGCGAGUUCGAGGCGUGGGAGCGCAGACAGGGUCGCUUCUCCUUCUGCCAACACCCGUUCCUCUUGAGCAUCGGGGCUAAGAUUCAGAUCCUUGAGCAUGAUGCUAGGCGGCAAAUGUCGAAUAAGGCGAGGGAUGCCUUUUUCGAUAGCAUCCUGACCAACAGGGUGGUGCAGCAGUUUUUUGUUUUGAAUAUCCGCCGUGAGUGUCUCGUGGAUGACAGCUUGAAGGCCGUCAGCGAGGUGAUUGGGAGCGGCGGGGAGGAUAUCAAGAAGAAGCUCAAGAUCGUUUUCAAGGGCGAGGAGGGUGUCGAUGCAGGGGGGCUGCGGAAGGAGUGGUUUCUGCUCCUGGUGCGGGAGGUGUUUAACCCCGACCACGGAGAUGCCCCUCCCAACCUUAGCCUUCCGCAGACUCCUCGCCGGCCGCCCCCGCUGCCCCCCUAUACCCCAACAACAACCCACACCACCACCCACCCCCGCCCCCCCAUGACCUACACCCUCGACGACCUCGCCGAGUACCGCCCCCACCCUCGCGCGCGGGGCUCCGCCAACUCCUCGACUACGACGGCGACGUCGAGGAGACCUUCGGGCUGGUAUUUGCCGUCGACGCCGCGCGCUACGUGCGCCGUCGACCGCGCCCCACUCUGCCCCGCGCGGCGACCGCCGCGCCGUCACCAAUGCCAACCCGCCGCGACCGAAGAAGAAGAAGAAGAGCCCACCAUCCGCUGGUUCUGGGAAGCCUUCCAGACCGCCCCGGCACGCGACCAGCGGCGCCUACUGGCCUUCAUCACGGGCAGUGACCGGCUCCCCGCGCUGGGGGCGGCGUCGCUGGCCAUACGUGUGGCGUGUCUCGGCGACGAGUGUGGGCGCUUCCCCACCGCGCGCACCUGCUUCAACUCGGUCGGCUUGUGGCGGGCGACGGACCGCGAGAGGUUUGUGGAGGUGCUGUGGAGGGCGGUGGGGGAGAGUGAGGGGUUUGGGUUGAAGUAG
Molecule: messenger RNA, 3237 nt
Organism: Chaetomium globosum CBS 148.51
Lineage: Eukaryota; Fungi; Ascomycota; Sordariomycetes; Sordariales; Chaetomiaceae
Exons: 4
Coding region: 1-3237 (1078 amino acids)
Biological process (GO): positive regulation of protein catabolic process; protein polyubiquitination; proteasome-mediated ubiquitin-dependent protein catabolic process
Molecular function (GO): ubiquitin-protein transferase activity
Source: RefSeq, a predicted model, not a curated record